Molecule: messenger RNA, 669 nt
Organism: Durusdinium trenchii
Lineage: Eukaryota; Dinophyceae; Suessiales; Symbiodiniaceae
Source: the annotation of a GenBank genome assembly
AUGGAUGAAGGCACGCGCAGCAGAACGCCUGGCUCGCAGGCCUUGGCUCGUGCUUGUGCGCUAAGCAAACAGGUCUUGAAGAAAGUGAAUGCCACCAACUCGGCCUUGAAGCUGCUAAGCUCUGCGGGAGGGGUUUGUCUCUUUGGCUACGUGAACGCUUUGGCCGUGGCGCUGCGCAUCGCCCUCGACAUGAAUUCCAAGAGAUGUUCCGUGGAGCUGCUGGAUGGAACCUUCCAGGUGCAGCAGCGCGAGUGGCUGCGGGUCUUGCAGACCCUGUGGAGGUCGCCCAACAUGCCGCUGCUGCUGCUGGACAGCUCCCCCUGGCCUUUUGGCUUGGAGAACAUCUCCGAGAUCAUUGCGGAGGCGAUCAUUGCAGGGUGGAGGCCUCCUCAACUCCUGCCCAUAGCAUACGUUGGCGCCCACCCAGUGGGGGUGGCAGGUGGAAGUUGCUCCCGUCCCAGCCCUGGCCGGCGACGAAGGUGCUCGUGGGUGGCGAUGCCCCACGUGAGGUGCGCGUCUGGGCCUUUGGACUUCACGCCGCUGGGAGGCGACGCUGGCGAGCGAGCCGGAGAGUGUGUGGCGAGAGAUCCUAGCGGCUUCUGGCUGGAGGAUCAGCGUGGAGAUGGUGCUGGCGCGGAACUAUUGCAACUUGCUGGGCCGAUGCACUGA